AUGAUCCACGACAACCUGGCGAAAAUCUUUGAAAUUGAGCCGUUUGGUGAUAUCGGCGCUUGGACCUUUGUUUUCCUGAUGAAUUUCCGCUUCAUCGUCCAGAUCUAUCUCUUCUUUUUGAUCUCAAUAUUACAUUUAUUGGCUAUAUUCGCUCCAACAAAAUAUCGACGUUUCGACACGCCAACUACCGUAAUUGCGAUGGCAAUCCCGGUCGGAUUGGCGUUAGUCCAAGAUACGAUAUAUUCGACCGUGUGCAACUGUUUGUACUACGACGUGGAGAAACAGGACUUUACCGUGCACCUCAUCAACCUCGACUUCCAAUUUGCAUACGAUAUUUUUGACAAGGCAUUAAAAGUAUCGAUGAUUUCACUGCUAAUCGGUACUGAUAUCGCGCUGGUUUCGAAGCUGUACAGGAUAGACGGCCUGGGAGCUGCAAGGCGAAGAGCGGUCAGGACGACAGAUAGCAGUUUAGCUACUGUUGCUACCGUUGAGCGACAGGACUCGACAAUUGCGUGGACCAACGGAUUACCACCUGCUUCGACCCCAGCCCAACGUCCCGUCCACCGCGUUCGUAUCGACAAGCGGCUGGCUCUGGGGUUUUUCUAUAUAACGCUCGCCUACACCUACGUCGGCUUCUAUUAUAAACUAUCCCAUUUAAUACCGACCAAUAUACGAGAGGGUUUCGCCCUGUUCCAAGCCUGUUUGGAGAUCAGCAAAUGUACAGUCUAUGUGUUUAUUGUUACGUAUAAA
Messenger RNA from Mesorhabditis spiculigera, 750 nucleotides. NCBI's taxonomy places the organism in Eukaryota, Metazoa, Nematoda, Chromadorea, Rhabditida, Rhabditidae. The record is from the annotation of a GenBank genome assembly.